UUAUAUAUUUCUAAAUAUUUUGGACAAUUUAAAAACAUCUUAAGUAUUUUGUAUAUUUCUUUUAGAUAUUAAUUUUUUAAAUAAUAUAUUUAAGUAUAUAAAUUUGGUUCGAAUAUACUCGGAUACCCAAAAUAUUUUGGUCCGAAUCGGGUUCGGUUCUGGUUUUUAGAUACCAAAAUUUUAAACAUGUUCAGAUAUCUAACCAAAUUGAUUAAAGUUCUAUACUAUUUUCUAGAUUGGAUUUGGUUCGGUUAUUUGGAUUCAGAUUUUUUCCCAACCAUAUAUUUUUUAUUGUAACCAAAUUUUAAAUGAAAGUGACGAUGGUUCAUACUGAUUUUGGGUAUGCAACAAUUUUUAAACCAAAACACUUUCUUUUAUGUACUUGAUUUAUUUAGUUAAUCAUUAAAAAAUGUUCAAGACCCAUUAAAAACGAUAGGCUGAACUGAAAAAAAGUUACCAUUGAUCACAAAAUUUUCAAUGUGAGGCUUGUACAAUUUUUAGUAAUUUAUAAUCGUUUUAAAAAAUUCGAAAUACAACAUAUAAGAAAAAAUAUAAUUUUUUUUAUUAUAUGCUUAAUGUGAUUGUUUAAUUUAUUUUAACAAAUAAAAUUAAACGAAAAGUAUAGAGGAUAAAAAAUUAUUAUCAAAUCUUUAUUAUUCAUAAUCAUUAAUGGUGAUAUAUAUGUCAAUCAUAUUAGGAAGUUCCGUAGCUUUUAUUUAAGGAAACAAUAGAGAAUAUUCUUUUGUAUAUUAAUAAUUGAUUUAAUAAUUAUUUAAUAAAAACUAUAAUAUAUGUGUAGAUGGACCAACUUAUUUCUCUAACAAUCCUCAGAAUAAUUCUCAUGAUGACACGUGGCUACCAAACAAUGUUUCAAUGUUCCAGGAUUACUAUAUAGGGGAUAUAUAUUAUUAUUACUAGUAGAAAAUUUCUUCUGUAACAAUCGCAUGCUGGGUGUGAGUCGUGCGAGGAAGAACUGAAUAAGUCAAGAGCUUAAACAAGCAAGAGCAAAACUUUAGUAGGUAUUGUUUUUGCACACUGUUGAACUAAUCAAUUUCUCAAGUAUAUUACAAUUUGAUCAUUCUAAAUAUAUAUUGAAUGAAGAGAAACGCGGAGAACAACAUAAAUUCAUAAAACUAAUCCACGAUAUAUAUGCUAGCGACCUUAAACUAAUCCACAAUAUUCUCCGUUGCACUUAAAAUAGAUUUCUCAAACCAUCUAUAUAAACCCAACUCUCCAAGAAACUAAAAUCAUCAAAAACUCAAAAAAGAAAGAAAAAACAUUUAUAUUACAAAAAAAAGGAAAAAGAAAUAAGCAAAAAAAUGGCUAAUAAUAAAAGCGUACUAGCAUUAUGUCUGCUGUUUCUAGUGGCAUCAAGUGUGAUCUACGAGGCGCAAGGAACGUUCUUGUUAAAGAUGUACUUGAGGAGGAAGUUUUUUAAAAGGGCAAUGCAGUUUACACCUUUCGCAUGCAAAGGUAUGAUAUUUAUGUUGCACAGGCUUCAAGGUGGAUGUCCCGCGACUAAGGGGUUCAAGACUUUCUUUUCACUGUUCAUAUCUUACGUGAACUUUAUCAAAACGGCAACGGUUUCUAAAACAACCAAUACUGAGCUAACAACAAGAUGUGACGGCCUCGCCAAGGCUAUAUCUGUAUUGACUGGUGCUAACAAAGUGAGUACAGAUUUCAGAGAGACCAUGUUGUCAAUGGGAAAGACUUUGAUUGAGCAGAAGAAAGCUGGUGCAGUGCCUGUAACACCUCAGCAAAGGAAAAUGUUGAUCGUGUCUUUGGUGCAAUGGACUAGAACAGUCGUUACAGUUGUGAAAACGGCCGUGGAGACAGCAGGAAAAUCGAUUGAUACAUCGAAUCUCGGGCUUGACGUUGAUGUUAAUGAUAUUAUUGGAGGUCAAACACCCACAACACCCACAACACCCACAACACCCACAACGCCCACAACACCCACAACACCCACUACACCCACAACACCCUCUACACCCACAACACCUACAACACCCUCUACACCCACUAGCUCAACUCCUACACCCACAACACCUACGACACCCUCUACACCCACUAGUUCAACUCCUACACCCACUACACCCACAACACCUACAACACCCUCUACACCCACUAGUUCAACUCCUACACCCACAACACCCUCUACACCGACUAGUUCAACCCCUACACCCACAACACCCAGCACACCCAGCACACCCAGCACACCCAGUACACCAAGUACACCCACAACACCUACUAGCUCAACUCCUUCUGCUGGUUCUACGACCACACAAUCAGCUACCUCAUCAACCGCAUCAGCGAAACAAGUCGAGACUCAAACAUCCCAAGAAGUAAUGUCCUUCAUAUCAGAACUCGAGAAGAAGUAUGCAGGAAAGGCAGAACUCAACACCUUCUUCCAGAAACUCAAGUCUUCCAUGUCUGCCACAUCAAAGAUCGCUACCACGGACGAAAAAACCUUCGAAUCUGGGGUGAAAACUGCUGCUGGAACACUAAAUGAAGCGGCAGAAUCUGUUACUGAAAAAUUAGGCACAGCAGAGACCAAGCAGAAGAUAGAAUCUUCCCAACAACAGUUGAUGCAGACAUUCGAAGAGCUAAAAGAAGUCAACAGUAAAAUAGUGAGUGAGAGUAAAGGCCAGACAGUGUCCUCCACACAACAGUCAGAACUUAAGCAGACGCUCACUAAAUGGGAACAAGUCACCACCCAGUUUGUGGAGACUGCUGUUUCUUCUAGUUCAGCUUCAGCUUCAUCUUCCACUCAGUCUCAGAAAUCUCAGCAGUCUCAACAGUCCCUUCAGUCCCAACAGUCUCAGCAGUCUCUGCAGUCAGUGCAGACACAGCAGGGCAGUACCCUGAAGGCUCAGACUCAGACCAAUUGAGAUACACUAAUGCGCCGCAAAUCAUCAAGAGAGACAAACUAGUACCGCCAAAUAUGAUAAUUAGUAGCUAAGUAGAUGUUUUUUGUUUGGUUUUCAAUAAAACUAAGAUCGGUGUAGGCAAUAGAUGUCUACCUUUAGACCGACGUAUGCAAAUAAUAACUUUGUAAGCAAUAAAGAUAGACUGUAUGCUCGCUUUUUAUGUUUUACAUAGAGAAGUAAGCAAGACCCAUUAAAGGGAUUUUGAAUAAUUUUCUUCUUGUUUCUAUAUUAAAUUAAAUAAAAAAAUUAUUCUUUAUGAUCAGAGUUGU
Molecule: messenger RNA, 3196 nt
Organism: Raphanus sativus (radish)
Lineage: Eukaryota; Viridiplantae; Streptophyta; Magnoliopsida; Brassicales; Brassicaceae
Product: cell wall protein DAN4-like
Exons: 3
Coding region: 1320-2888 (522 amino acids)
Source: RefSeq, a predicted model, not a curated record